GGAGGCGGCCGCUGCUUGGGCGGACCCCGCUUAAAGGGCGGCGGGGCAGCGUGGGGCGGCUGAGUCGUGGUGCUGGGUCGGGAUUGUUGGGGCUGUUCGCUGCUCAGGUGCAAACAUGGGGUGCUUCACGUUCAUCAAGGUCAUGAUGAUCCUCUUCAACCUGGCCAUAUUUCUCGGUGGUGGGACCCUCCUGGGCAUUGGUAUCUGGGUCUCAGUGGAUGGCAAGUCCUUCAUGGAUCUGUUUGGGACGCUUUCAUCUAGCGUCAUGCAGGUUGUGAACGUGAGCUACUUCCUCAUCGUCAUUGGAGCCAUCUUGGUGGUGAUCGGCUUCCUUGGGUGCUGCGGUGCCCAGAAGGAGAGCAAAUGUCUCCUGAUGAUGUUUUUCUCCGUGGUGCUGAUCAUCUUCAUUGCUGAAAUUGCUGCAGCUGUGGUGGUUCUGGUCUACACAGGUUUUGCAGAGACAUUCCUGACCCAGUUGGUGACUCCUGUCCUGAAGGAGAAGUAUGGGGAGGACGAUGUUGUCACACAGAUCUGGAAUGUCACCAUGAAUGAGUUCCACUGCUGCGGCCUGAAUAACUACACAGACUUUCAGGACUCCCGAUGGUAUUUAGAUCACAACAACACCUUCCCAAUUCCCUGCUGUAUGUCUGUGGAGCCAUGCGAUGCUCAGCUCGCAGCAAAGAAAAAUGUCUCGGGUUGUUUUGAUCAGAUCCUAGACGAAAUCAGGACGAACGCAGACGUGGUGGGUGGCGUGGCUGCUGGCAUUGCUGCCCUGGAGGUUGCAGCCAUGGUGGUCUCUAUGUACCUGUACUGCUACCUGGACAAGAAGUGACCCUGCGAGGCAGCAAGAAGCCAUACCCUCCCCUGCCCUGUAUUGGGGUGCUCCUGAGGGCCCCACCAUUCCCUGGACCUGAUGCUGUCCCAUGCACUGUGAUUUAUAGCUGUGGUUUGAUCUACUGAGCUGGGAUCUGUAGAGUUUAUACAUUUGUAUAUUUUUGUACUGAUAUGACACAAUGCAUCUGUACAUAGAGGGGAAGCACUGGGUCUGAUUUGCUGAGGCCAGCAGGAGGUAGGGCACAGGCUGAGCUCAGGGCUGUGAAAAAGACAUUGGCCUGGCCCUGCCCAACCCCUGUGGGCAGGUGGUUAUGGUGCCAUGCUGGCACCUCCCUGGCCCCAGCCCUGUGUAUAGGGCUGGUGCCUGCCCAAGGGCUGACACCUGAAUGCUGCUGGCCAGAGCUCUGCUCUGUGCUGCCCCUGCCCUGACAUGAAGCAUAGCUCUACUCCUGCACCCUGCUGCCAUUUCAGUGUGGAUUUGUGCUGUAAAGGAAAAGAUGUAAUAAAAAAAAAUCAUCUUGGAUAUAAAUCACUUUCUGCUGUGUUCAAUAAACUCCUGUUCCUGCA
Coturnix japonica (Japanese quail) is the source of this 1401-nucleotide messenger RNA. It is a transcript of the gene TSPAN1, whose product is annotated as tetraspanin 1. The record is from RefSeq and is a predicted model, not a curated record. NCBI's taxonomy places the organism in Eukaryota, Metazoa, Chordata, Aves, Galliformes, Phasianidae. Gene Ontology annotation, cellular component: plasma membrane.